This is a messenger RNA of Lentinula edodes (shiitake mushroom), 1341 nucleotides long. Its product is annotated as cytochrome P450. The record is from RefSeq and is a predicted model, not a curated record. The coding region runs from base 1 to 1341 and encodes 446 amino acids. Lineage: Eukaryota; Fungi; Basidiomycota; Agaricomycetes; Agaricales; Omphalotaceae. Gene Ontology annotation, molecular function: monooxygenase activity; iron ion binding; oxidoreductase activity, acting on paired donors, with incorporation or reduction of molecular oxygen. The transcript has 9 exons.
AUGGGUCAACCUAUGAUAAUUGUUAACUCUGGCGAAAUAAUGGAGCAACUGGACAAGCGAGGAUCUCUACAUUCUGACCGCCCGCGCCUUCAAAUGGCCGGCGAGCUUGUCGGGUACUCCAAGACGCUCGUCCUUGUUCCUUAUGGUCAACGACUUCGCAACUAUCGUAGACACGUUUCGAGAAUGAUAGGGAGCCCUGGGACACUGUCUCAAUUUCACCCGAUGAUUGAGGCAGAAACACAUAUGUUCUUGAAACGGACCGCUGCUAAUCCAGACUCGGAUUUACUCAGUCACAAUCUUAGAAAGACGUCUGGGUCAAUCAUCCUGAAGCUUUCUUAUGGAAUCGAAGUCCAGGAAGAGAACGACCCAUUUGUUUCGCUUAUUGAACGGGCGAACGAUAAUUUUAGUCUUGCGACCAAACCAGGUGCCUUUUUGGUGGAUGUGUUUCCCUCUUUGCGACACAUCCCUCCUGGAUUUCCGGGUGCAAAAUUCCACCAACUGGCGGCUAAAUGGGCUAAAGACUUCAAUGACAUGAUUGAGGUUCCCUUCAAUUUCACCAAAGAGCUAAUGAGUAAAGGAAUUGCUCCUGUUUCCUUUGUUAGUGCAUCUCUUGAACAUGAAGACAAGCUGUCGGAGAACGAGAUUUUCGAGAUCAAACAUACUGCUGCUUCCAUUUAUGCUGCGGGGGCAGACACCACAGUUAGCGAUCAAUAUUCAGUAUUCCUUGCCAUGGUGGUAAGCUGGCUCCUCUAUAUUACUUCUUCAGAGGUUUUACACAAGGCCCAAGCAGAGAUUGACUCUGUCGUCGGCAAUGAAAGGCUACCUACCUUUAGCGACCGUGAACACUUACCAUAUUUGAACGCAGUUUUGACCGAAUCCUUGCGGUGGAACAGCGUAGCUCCUACAGGUGUUCCCCACAGAUCCAUGGAGGAUGAUAUCAUCGGCGGUUAUUUUAUUCCCAAAGGGUCCAUUAUCAUAACCAAUCUCUGGAACAUGUUAAAUGAUCCCGAAGUUUAUCCAGAUCCUUUCAAGUUCGAUCCGGAGCGACAUAUUUCGCUUCCCGGAAAGCCUGCGCAGAAAGACCCUCGUCAUGCUUGCUUUGGAUUUGGCCGCCGCGUAUGUGUUGGCAUGCACCUUGCUGAAGCCUCUUUGUGGAUAUACAUCGCAAUGAUUCUGGCGGUCUUUGAUAUCACCCCCGCAUUGGAUGAGCAAGGCAAUCCAAUUAUACCUGAGCACGAGAACACAACGGGGACCAUCAGUCACCCGAAACCUUUCAAGUGCAUCGUCAAACCUCGUUCGGAGAAAGCCUUGUCUCUUAUUACAGCUGAUAUCGCCCGAUGA